Messenger RNA from Trichoplax adhaerens, 3921 nucleotides. RefSeq lists its product as uncharacterized. The coding region runs from base 1 to 3921 and encodes 1306 amino acids. The transcript is spliced from 10 exons. Gene Ontology annotation, cellular component: cytoplasm. The record is from RefSeq and is a predicted model, not a curated record. Gene Ontology annotation, molecular function: exopolyphosphatase activity. Lineage: Eukaryota; Metazoa; Placozoa; Uniplacotomia; Trichoplacea; Trichoplacidae.
AUGGAACGAUCUUGUGUACUAACCGUACAUGAUGAUUUUAAUACUACAGCCAAGUCAUCCCUUGUUGAAGUCAAAGAAAAUAUUCAUAUAGUUAUGGGGAAUGAAGCAGCAGAUUUAGAUUCCAUAGUUUGUUCAAUAACGUAUGCCUAUUUUCUAGCUCAGAGGAGCUUAACAGAAAGUAACGUGCGGGUCAUACCAGUUAUUGACAUCCCUAGGAAAGAUUUUCAAUUACGAGCGGAGAUCUCAUAUCUAUUCAAGUCAAUUAAAUUGAAAGAGAAUCUGUUAACAUUUGCUGAUGAAAUCGAUCUCCAAGCCCUUUAUGACGCUAAUAAACUUAGCUUAACAAUUGUCGAUCACAAUCGCUUAUCCAAUAAACAUGAACAAUUAGCAGAUUGUAUUACAGAUAUAGUUGACCAUCACUUGGAUGAAGAUCAAUUUCCAGAAUGUGAUAUUAUUCUUGAACCGGUGGGUUCUUGCGCAACGCUUAUUGCUGAACAGCUGAUGGAUGGUGAUUGUUCUCUAAUUGAUAAUGAGGUUGGUUUACUCCUAUUAUCGGCGAUAAUUGUCGAUACCGCAAAUCUAGAUGUGAAUUUUGCUCGGACUACUGAGAAAGAUAUAGAAAUUGCCAAUAAAUUAGAAACCUAUGUCGACUUUGAUGAAUUACCCUUUAGUAGAUUGGAACUAUAUGACAAGAUGAAGGAAGCUAAAUUUAACGUUAGCCAUCUUAGUACGUAUGAUUUAUUAAGGAAAGAUUAUAAAUCCAUAGCUGCCUUGGACCAAUCUGUGGGUAUCAGUUCCGUUACUAUCCCAAUGGAAGAAUUUAUUGAACGUAAUCAGUUCGUUAACGAUGUGUCGGCAUUCGGCGAUGAAAAGAAUUUAGCUGGCUUUGUCAUUAUGUCCUUCUACUUCGAAUCUGACAUUGCUAAACGUCAAUUACUGGUCUAUGAGAAAGCAUGUAAUGAUAAUGGGACAAAAAUUGGCCUUUUCCUAUCUCGUGCUCCAACUUUGAAAAUUGAAGCAGUUGAUUGUCCUCAUCCGUGUAUGCAAAUAUUCAAACAGCUUAACGUUAAAGAUUCGCGAAAAGUCAUUAUGCCCUUAGUGAAGGAAUUUUUAAAUACAGGCUUGAAAUCGCUAGAGAAUGAAACCAAGACGGAAAACAUGAAUAGUGAAAUCUGUACAAGUGAUGCUGCACUUAUUGCUGAUAUCACGCCGCACGCUGAGCCUAUAAAUGUUUCAACUGCUAAUUCUAAUAGUGAUGCUUUUAGUGUUGCCAGUAAUGCUGACAGCACCGAUAAAAUUGCACCUGAUCCACAUGAUAGCAUAGAGGAAGUAGAUAACGAAGAUAUUAUUGUUAAUAAUAAUGAUGAUGAAUCACAAAAUUCUGGUAGCUACACUGUGAAUCAGGUGAACAACGAAUGCGUAGACCUUGCGUCGCCCGAAUUGGAAACGACUACAGAAGAAUCUGUAAAAUUGUUAAAAGUUUCUAAACUAAACUUGGAAUCAGAAAGUUCGCCGACUUCGGCAACUAUUAUCGAUGAAAAUCAAGCCGAGGGUACCUUAGAGAUCUCUGAUAAUAGCGACAGUGAAGUGACUGCAUCAUAUGAUGUGAAUGAACCACUGGAAAACUUAAAUUAUCAACAAGAAAAUACAUUGAACAAAAAAAUAUUAUCUUACAGGUCAUUAGGGGAAACUGACACGAAGAAUGUUGCUUCUCAUGAGUUAAAAGUAGUGGACACGUCGGAAAAUAGUCAGUCAACUCCUUUAUCUCCUAUUGAUGAAGAAUCACCUUCAUACAAUGUCACAACUACCGUUUCCUUUCCUGAAACUUCUAACGACGUUUGCGAAUCAUCCUCACAUAACGCAGAUAAUAGCAUAGCAAACAUAUAUAAACCAAAGGCUAUUGACGUAUCUGCUCCUGAAGAUAUACCGCAGACUGAUGCCAUUUAUUUACCUGAACUUUCACCUAUUCCUGAGGAAUCUCCGAGACGAGAGGGAAUGUUUAAUUUAGACAAGACAAAUCAAGGCCAAAAUAUUGCAGAUCGAACAACUGUAUCUAGUCUCGCGGAGGAUGAAUCUAAUGUACAGUUUUGCACAGCUAUUGGAGAUUCGGUCGCGGAUAAUGAAACUUCAUAUAUUAAUGAUGAGCAAUCAAAUAGCAAAUCUUACGAUCAGAACUCUUUUACUGGAAAUCAAAGCAUGCUCCAAUCCACUGUCGUUAUGGCUGAUAGUAGCAUAAUGGAUAAAGAUGAAGGAUUACAAACUACGAAUUUAUCAGUAUCCAAUUACGAAACAUGCAUUCAAGAUAGUAAAGAUCAAUCUACAGCUUUUAUGAAUAAUAUCGUCGAAAAAACGCUUGAUACACCCCAAGAAGAACCUGAAAACCCAAGCGUUAAUCAUGAUGUAAAUGCAACGAUCAUUGCAGCAUCUAAUUCUGAAAUCGCUGUAGAAUCAUGUUUGAAUGAUUCCUUAUUAGAUGCUACAUUAGUUGCAAAUCAAGAUGGUAUUGAAGUUGAAUCGAAUCAUGAGGAAUCCGUAACUGAAAAUGUUGACAAUGAGAUUAAUUCUACAAUUAUUAUCGCAGCGUCUAGUCCUACAAAUAUUCCACAAUCGUCUACAAAUGAUAGUACUAUAGAUGCGACAUCAGUUUCUAAUCAGAGUGAGCCAGAAUGCGAUCACACUAGUCAGAGUAUAGUAGAAGACGUAAAUACUAUUGAGUUAGAUAAUAGUAGUAACAUAGAAAUAGCUGGUAAAGUAGAACACGAAUCUGAUAGUUUAAAACAAAGAGAAAUUUUAACUGAUAGUCAAGAUAAUAGAAUUAAAGAUGAUGCUCCAUUAGAUAAACAAUGCAACCUGGACCAUGAUACUGAAAAAGUUGACAAUAUGACUACAACUGCUGAGCCUGUUGCUUGCAGAAUAACAGCUUGUGCUAUAACUGAUGCGCUUAGCGAUUCUAGAUUAAUUCAGAUAAACUCUGGUAAUAGCAAUACCGCUACGGAAAACGAUAAAUACGCCUAUAAGCCUGUGGAUAAUAAAAUAAGCACGCUUGAUUCCAAAGAUACUAAUUUAUCAUCGGGGGAAGUUGAAGUUACAGGUAGUGAAAAUAUCGAAAGUGAACUAACCGAUACUAAAGAGCAAGAUAACACAGAGGCAGUUGCUGGCAACAGUCAAAAUAAUCAAUCUCCUGUAGCUCGGCCAUCUUCAUUUAAUAGAGAAGGUAAACGUAAAUCAGUAUUGAAAGUCCCAGCGACGCUUUCUACAUCUUUAACUUCGCCAGCAGCAACUGCCGAUGAUAGCACUGCUAGUAUACCACCCUCAACCGAAAGCAUACCGGAAAAUACCAAACAGGAAAGCACAAGUGGAGCAACUGAAGAUGAUACUCUGCCUAAAUCGAAGUCGCAGCCAAGGAAACUAAAAGUGCCACGAUCUAUUAGCAAUAUUGACCCAGAUGCUAUUGAAGAAUAUACAGCAGAGGAAGAACUAUCAGAUACUCGUACAUGGCGCUUAGUUAAUAUUGGAGGAGAAUCAAAGGAACUUGAUCUUAGAAUCGUGGAAGCCUACAGAAAGGUGGUCAGCCACGGAGGCUAUACGCACGACGGUAGCGCUCUAAUUGUAUUUUCGGGUUGUUACAUGCCUAAGAAAUCAGAACCUAAUUACAGCUAUAUCCUGGACCAUUUAUUUUUAUAUGUCAUGAGUACAGUGGAAACCCUGGUUGUACAACAAUAUCGAAUAAUAUUUUUCAAUGGAGGAAUGUCUAAAGAUUCAUUCCCUAGCUUUAAGUGGCUUAAAAAGUGUUACAAAACUAUAGACAGAAGCCCUAAAUUUGGCAGGAAGAUCAAAUUUGUGUCCAGCUUAGAGGAAUUAAAGAAAUUAGUAUCUUUGGAUCAAGUUUCAGUACCAGAUGUAGAGAUUAAUUUAGGCUAA